GUAAAUUACUGUUUGCUUUCCAAAUUUAGCACGAAUUAUUUUUUUUAUAAAUUUGAACAUUGGGUGCAAAAUCAUUUUGUAAUCAUAAAAAUUUGAACGUGACAGGAUUUAAAGAGCAUUGCCAAGAACAAUAAGAUAAUGCUACCACGCUUUUACUCUGUUUCACCGACUCGUAAUAAUAGCAGAGACAGUUCAAUAUCAAAAUUAUCCCAAACUCCACUGAAAUCAAGUAUUCCUGUGCCAACUCCAGUUGAUCGGAAAGAUGCAAGAAUAAGAAGUGCGUCGGCUAGCAAUAAACAACCCACUGUUUCAAAAAUUCCCCCGGCAUUUGAGCGACAUAAGACAAGUUUGUCAUUGUAUCCUCAAAAUGAAACAACUUCCCUUAGAAAGCCUGCUGUUUGCUCAAAGACUGUGCCAAGUACGCGAAAUCCUUACGCAAAUGUUAAAUCCAAGAUUGAUAACACACGACCUCAUUCAACAAGUAUAAGAAAUCAAUUUAGUUCUAAAUUACCAAUUAAAAACUCAAAUGAGACUGAUUCCAACAGCAACAAGAACUCAGAUUUUGAAUCUAUUUCUGCUGAGCCAUAUUGUGAAGUAAAAUCACAAAACGCUGAUUUUAAGACUGAAAGCGAAACAAAAUCAACAAAAACUGCUUUUAAGUCGGAUAAUAAUUCACAUAGAUUGAGAUCUACUAUCCCGCCUUACAGUGAAGCCAAACCCCAGAGGGGCUUACCUAGGUCGGUUGAUGCCAAAUACCCAAGAACUCCUUGUAAGACAGAUAAUGAAACACAAUCUCCAAGAUUUGGUAGUCCGCAAAGAACAGUUAAUGAAUCUUUUGAUGCUGAAUCCCCGAGAACUCCUUGUAAGCCUGAUAAUGAAACUGAAUCACCAAGAUCGGGGGAUAGGUCUCCAAGGAGAGUUGUUGAAUCUUUUGUUGGAGAAUCCCCAAGAACUCCACAAUCUAAAUCAAAAUCACCGCCAAGAGCUACAGCUAGGUCUCCAAGAUCAGUUUUUGAAGCAAAAACACUAAGAUUAACCAAGGAAUCAAACUCACCGAGGCCAUCUUUAAAUUCAGAAAAAGAAUCACUCUCACCAAGAUCAGCUGUUGAGUCUAAUCAAAGAACUGAUGAAAUCACUGAAAAACAGCAACAGUUGUUAACCAUAUACCAGGAGUUGAAGAAGCUUAAACCACUUCAAGGAAUGCAUCAUCUAGAAGGCGAAAUUUGCAGUUUGAUGGAGAAGAAAACACUUGACCACCUUGAAGGAUUGUCAAAACCGGAGAAUUUUGCGCAAGGCUGUACACCGGAAUUUGUGUCAACCUUUGAGAAACAAAUGCAACAUGUGACAAAGUCAUGGCUCCAGCUGAUCAACGAUAUAGUCAUUUCAAAAAAUACAGUUGGCAAAACUGCUCUGCCUCACAUGUCCAUGUCUGGUUCAUCCUGGGGUCUACAAGAUGAGAUUGCUUGGUUUCUGACCAACAUAACUGUGGAAGGAGAGUCUUUGGACGAAAAGUUGCACAAAGUGGAAGAAGAACAGUUGAGGGUGAUGACGGUGGUUAUGUACAACAUAAUAGCCUUGGCCAAACAGUACGGUGACUUGAAAGACGAGAACACUCGUCUGCGGAAGACACAGGACCAGAUAAACUUACAGCAGAACGAACAGUUGGCCAUCCUGGGACAGGAGAACAAGGACCUCAGUAGGAGGUACACCACAGCCGUUGAGAUGUGUAAUGUGGAGAAGUCAAAAGCGGAGCAGAUGGAGAGAAGUCUGGAUGCAAUACACAGAGAAAUGCUUGAAAUAAGGAAAAUUUUGAAAUGCAAUGAAAGAAAAUGCAAUGAAAUUGAUUUGAAAACAAAGAAAGCAGAUGGAGGAAAGCGAGCUUUAGAAAACACUCUUAGGAUCUUAGAGUUGAGUAUGGAAAAGAAGGGAAAACAACAUCGAGAACUCUCUGAAAAAUACAACAAUUCUGAGGAAACGAUUAACAAGCUGAAAUAUGAACUUGAGCAGAGAAGAUGUGCGAAUUUGUCUUUGGAAGAAACAAAUAAAGAUCUUCAAGUGGAACUGCAGAACAUGAAAACUUCAUUGGAAGAGAAUGAACAGAAGAGACAAGACCUAGUAGAGGAAAUUGCCAAUAAGUCUAAGAAACUAAAUGAAUUGAAGGAACAGUUGGAGUCAGCUGGAUAUUCUUGUAUGGAUGGCACACAAAAAGAGGCUAUGAACCAGGAUUAUGCGUCUAACCUAAUAGUAAAAGAUUUAACCAGAAACAUGCAAGACAAAAACAACCAAGUUAAUGAACUGAAGAAGAAGCAACAUGAACUGGAAAACCAACUGAAGGAAAUGGCAACCACAGAAAGAAUGCUUACAAAGCAAAUUCAUGAAUUAAAGAAAAAUCGAACUGAACAUGAUGUCAGUCUGGAAAGUCAGGUUCGAGUGCUGCAGUACAGAGUGAUAGAUUUGGAACGUGAAAAAUCUGAACUGGAGAGAAUGGUGACUCAACAAACUCUGGAGUUGGACCAGCGAGAUCUGAUGCUGAGAGAACACGCAGAAUUGCUACGGGCGAGGGAUCAGCUGAUACCUAUGAUGAGGGAGAAGAAGAACAGCGACAAACAGUGCUCAGAGAAGCUGAUGGCUAUAGUGUACGAGAAAUACAAGUCCCACUUUACGGAAGGUUACAGUGAUGGCAUGUUGGGUGAUCAAAGCCCUUACAAGUCGCUCGAAGCUCUAGAACAAUUUUACGGCCUUGACCCGAAAAUGGUUGAAAAAGAAAUGUCAUUUAGGCAGGAGAAAAUGACAGAAAUGAUUAAUCUGUUGGAGCGCAAACAGAUGGAGAUCAAUAAACUGGAGCGGAGGAUACGAGCUAUUGAGGGAGAUCAUCCUUCACUGAAUAUGAAGGAGCAGGCACAGAGAAACAAUAAGUGGGGAUUUCUCUCCAUGUUUCCUGGCAUUCCAGAGUCUAAAAACAGAUGAAUUAUUUAACAAAUGGUUUACUGGGUUUUGUUUUCAUUAUUGAAUAGUAUUUAUAAUCUUUUGACCAUUUAAGUUGAAUAAAUUAUUUUGGUAAAA
Molecule: messenger RNA, 3063 nt
Organism: Macrosteles quadrilineatus (aster leafhopper)
Lineage: Eukaryota; Metazoa; Arthropoda; Insecta; Hemiptera; Cicadellidae
Exons: 15
Coding region: 139-2967 (942 amino acids)
Source: RefSeq, a predicted model, not a curated record